AUGGCUAAGAAGGGAGUCGAAAACACCAAGAAGGUUGCAGGAAAUGCUAAAAAGGCCGAAAAUGCCAACAAAAAGAAGCAAGCUCAAGAAGCUGUAUUAGAAGAACAAGAAGCCGGUGAAUGGGAACAAGGUUCCAAAAAGGCAAAUAAGAAGAAGGAAGACGAAAAGUUCAAGAAGGAUGAAGCUGCUCGUAAGAAGAAUGAAAGAGAGGCCUUAUUAAAGGCAGAGGAAGCAUCAUUACCUGCUAAACCACUUUCUGCCAAACAAAGAGGUGCAGCCAAGGUUGCCUCAAGAAGAACAGGUAAGAUCGACGAUUUCUUGAGCGAUAACAAGGAUACUCCAGAAUUGAGUGCCAGUGGUAUUGAUGAUGCCUUAUCAGCAUUGGCUUUGACAGGCAGGGACGGAGGUGUUCAAACUAAGGACAUCGAUAAGCACCCAGAAAGAAGAGUCAAGGCUGCCUACGCCGCCUACGAAGAAAAGAGACUUCCGGAAAUGAGAAAGGAAGAGCCAGGUUUAAGGUUGCAACAAAUGAAGAACUUGAUCUUCAAGGAAUUCCAAAAGUCUCCAGAAAACCCUAUGAACCAAGACACCAACAUCAAAUACAACGCCACAAGAGACGAAGUCGAUCAAUUGAAGACCAACGUCAAGAGCAAGAGACAAGAGAAGUUUGCCUAG
Debaryomyces hansenii CBS767 is the source of this 675-nucleotide messenger RNA. RefSeq lists its product as uncharacterized. The record is from RefSeq and is a predicted model, not a curated record. Gene Ontology annotation, cellular component: nucleus. Gene Ontology annotation, biological process: transcription by RNA polymerase II. The transcript has a single exon. NCBI's taxonomy places the organism in Eukaryota, Fungi, Ascomycota, Pichiomycetes, Serinales, Debaryomycetaceae. The coding region runs from base 1 to 675 and encodes 224 amino acids. Gene Ontology annotation, molecular function: transcription coactivator activity.